GUGAACGGCACACAGACCGAGUAAAUACUUAUGGCGGACAACAAGUAAUUUUAAGUUCGAUUGGCUCAAAGAAAAGGUGAGACAUACUACACACCAUCGACGUUGGCGUCAAACCUUGGUUAGGGUUCGCAUAUAUUGAUUCCGGUCUGAUGGCAAACAUAUGGCUUCCUACUGAUUUACUGAACGAGAAGGAAGCCAAUAACUGGAUCAAGGCCGCCUUCGCAAUCAGAAUCACUAAUGAGGGUCUACAAGGUUUUGUGGAUGAUGUGCUGACAUGCGUACACCAGGACAUCUAUAGCGCCGUUAGAACAUCCAAGGGUCUUCCAUCCGGGGCAGCAUGUGCACAUUGUUUCACAGAAAACGUGUUGAAUUGCCCAACUCGUGGGAUAUGCACCAGUACUAGAAACUGUAGAUUUCAUAACUGUCCUCAAAAACUGUAUGCUCCUUGUCCAGUCGGGAUUUGUGAAUGCGUCCGUGAUGAAAUAGUCAAACAUCACAGGUUUUCGGGACCAUCAUGGAAGAAUACGAACGCCGACAAAUGGAGCACCAUUCCCUGGGAGAUAGGCAAGUGUUUCCUGCCUCCUGAUGGCUACAAGACCGUGUCCUCCAUCAAAGACAUUGACUUCAACGGAGUGAUCGCCGUCAUGAUGAAUUGCGAGGAUUUCCGGAACAAGCUGUCGUUUAACAGUGCGACACAGCAAAAUUUAUUAACAGAGGUUCGGGACAUUGGUCGACGCGUACGCCAUUCCCAUGACCAGAGGGUCAAGAACACAGAACUAGUGGACUUCCUGUUCAAGCUCCGCACUCUGCUGGAGGAUAAGACUGAACUAGCAAAUCGACCCGAGGCACAAAACGCUGUUGAACAGCUUAAGAAGCUGCAAGUCGCCGCCUUGGAGAUCAUCGAUGUGAAUGAACAGGAGGUGUUGAAGAAAGUUUCAGUACCCCAGGUCCCGAGAGACCGGGUUAAAGGCAAAAUGCUGGGUAAGGGAUCAUUCGGGGAGGUGUAUUUGUGUCUUGACCGUGACACAGGGCGUGAGCUAGCAUGCAAGGAGGUCAAACUGGUCACUAUCAACGAUGAAGUCUCUAGGGAGGUUAAAGCCCUAAAAAAUGAGAUAAGUUCGUUACGUUUCUUUCCUCAUGAGCGAAUAGUUCAGUACUACGGCUGCAUAUCGGAGGAACAAUGUUUGAUACUAGUUAUGGAAUACAUGCCUGGGGGUUCUUUGUAUACUAUGGUCAAGGAUUAUGGGGCCUUGACGGAGGCCGUUACAGGGCGAUAUACCCGUCAAAUCCUGGAAGGACUCGAAUAUCUACAUGACAAUUCCAUACUUCACAGGGACAUCAAAGGUGCUAAUAUUUUACGUGAUAACUCUGGCAAAAUAAAGUUGGCUGACUUUGGCUCGAGUAAGCGUUUAAAGACCAUUGUCGAAUGCAGUGGCAUUGAGAAGACAAAUUCGUUCGUGGGCACCGCACACUGGAUGGCACCGGAAGUGAUCAAGGGCGAGAAUUACGACAGAAAAGCAGACAUAUGGAGUGUUGGUUGUACAGUGGUAGAAAUGUUGACAAAGUCACCUCCAUGGUUUGAGCUCGAACAUCAUGCAGCCUUAUAUAAAAUAGCGACAGCUACCUUUCCUAGGUACCGUUUACCUGACAAUACCACGAGCGAUGUGCAUGACUUCUUAAAUCUUGUUUUCAAUCUGGAUUCUACACUGAGACCAACAGCACAGGACCUUUUGUCACACCCCAUGGUCAGUAGGUGAAAAGGAAAUCAUAGGACUAGUGAUUCUAAUCAAUUCAUAUUGGGACAAAAUGUAGAUGAAAGUGGUGCCUUUAUGAUCUCUGGUGGAAAGAAGGCAGUGUUUGUAUUAUUUCUUUAUUAAUAUUUUCACAUCCUAGAAAUCAGCUUUAAAGCUGCACUCUCACAGAUUGAACGUUUUGACAAAGUUUUUGUAUUUUUAUCUUGGAACGAUCAAUUUUGUAGUAGACAUCUACAAAACAGUGAUCAAAGACUGCUGACAAAAGAUCAGAUCGCGUGUUUCAUAUUCCGUCCAAAAAAAUGAUGUUUUAUGCAUUUUACUUAAACUGUAAGUAAUAGUUUAAGCCAUAAAACAUUUAAUUUGGAAUGGAAAUAUGAAAACCUGCGAUCUGAUAUUUUGUCAGCAGUCUUUUAUCACUGGUUAGCAGAUAUUUACGCAAAAACUUGCUAUUUCCAAGACAAAAAAUAAAAAAGUUGGAAAAACGUUAAUUUUGUGAAAGUGCAGCUUUAAACAGUAUGAGCGCAGAUGUAUAAAAAACAUCAAUCGAACAUUAUUCAUAAAGAGUAUUUUCAGUAUUGAUGUUUCUAAUGGAAUAAAAUAAAUUAACUUGGAAGGAAAACUGGAUUUUAUACUAAUAUUAACAUCGGGAUGUAUUAGGUGGGAUGUGAUACUUCGAAAUGGAAUGAAGCUUUAGGUUGUUUCAUUGCAAACUAAAUAAUGAAAAUAUAACUUCAAGAACUAAUUUUAAAAUCAAUUGAACCUAAAUCUGAUUAAUGAACCAUUAAAUUAUGUAAAAAAAUAUAAUCAUUUAAUAUUAAAAAGGGAUUGAAUUUUAAUUAUAAAAGAUCGUUUUGAAAUAAGCACAGCCUACCUUUGAUUAGGGAAAUGGUAUUCCCAUUUUUUAAAACAUUUUUUUGUAGCUGAAUGUUCGAACAUUUGAUUUAGAACAAUACGAACAGUUGAAAAACAGACUGCUCGUACUUAACUAUGAUUUAUAUCACAUACUUAGCAUAUAUAGUAUAUCUGUGUCUCUGUCGUUGUUAUGAAACAAAGUACGCAGGGAGUCCAUCGGACUCCACACACUUUGACCGGCCCAAUUGCGUUCAUACCCCGAUAAUGACAUCAACCCCGCAAUUCAUUCCUUAAAUGAAGUGCAGAUUAGUAUAAAUCUUGUAAAUUUGUUCACAGCCUAUCAUUGGCUUGUUUGCACAUUUAAGUGAUUCGAUUGGAUGAUAAAUAAUUAGUGCAACAAAAUUGGCCAAUCAAUAAGCAAUUUUGUUAAUUUUGACCAAGCUAGAGUUAAACAGUUUUAUACAAUUGACUCAAGUUGUUUUGGGGUUGAGCAAUACAAGUUCAGGUAUCAGACAUUAAAAUGAACUGGUCAUUUAUCACAAGGUAAAUCUAUUAUUCCUGAUUUUGGUAUCAUUUGAAAGGGUAUUGCUUGUUGAUUAUUUAUAUUUGAGGUAAAAAAAAUGACUGAAAAUACGUUUUAGAUGAAGUAAUUGCAGUUUGUAUUUUUACAUGGGAACUUACAUUGGACGAGAAAAGACUAAUUUUGAAAUAUUUUAAGGCCAAGAAAGCGUUUUAUUAUUUCCUGUUUUGUAUAAAACAUACUUUAUUUACAAAUAAAAUAUUUCAAAUGUAAACAUACGCAUCAGGCACCCCAAAACCAUGAUUAUCUAGUGCCUGAACGGAGAGCGACUUAAAUAGACAGUUAAGUUUUUACGUCAAGUGCUGUUAUUUUGGUGUUUAAACUCUUCAACAAAAUAGUUGGUGUACGCAACAAGUCAUAGUUUGGUAGUUUGUAACGUUUUUCGGAAGUGAAGUUGUUAAGAAAACUAAAUGAUGUAACUUUGUGUUUUUAUAAGAAAAAAAUAGAUAUGAUUAAAUAAAAGUGAAAAUAAACUGUUAAGACAACUAAUCAAGGUUUUUAAUUCUAAUUAAAUCCUAUUCAUUUUCAAAUUUAUAUUAUUAAGAUCAUUUUGAAAUGUUUGUUAUUCAUUUUGAAUUAUUACCAGCAUCCGUUAUGAAAUUGAUGUGGAGAAAUUCAACGAUCAAUGGCAACUGUUUAUAACUUGGUGUCUGAAAUAAGCUGCAAAAACAAAUCAUAUCAAUCGCUUGUCUAAGAUUUUGAAAGAAAAGAGUCAAGUUUUUGUUAUAGCCCUGAAGUUAUUGUCGUCGUUGGAUACCAAAAGCUAAAUCUUUAACAAAGUCCGUAACUGAAAACCUUAUGCAAGAUAUUCAUAUAAAACCUGCUCCACAUGAUGCCCGAGACAGCACACAUAUGUACAACAAUAUAUAUAUUACUCUUACUUUAAUCAUUUUUGAGUUAUACCUCUUUAUUUACUGAAUAACAACAGACGUGCCUAGCUGUUCUUCUCAUAAUUCUCUUGUUUUAAAUUAAGUUACGGUUUCAGAAUUAUUCACUCUAUAUGCAGUUAAUAGCUUCCCUUUCCUGAAAUUGCAAAAUGUGCCAUACUUAACCAAACUGCUAAACAAAAGCACGUUUAAUAUUUUAAAUGUAAGAAAUGUGUUUUACUUAAAAUCAUCCAACAUUAUGUAAAAUUAAGAUUUGUAUUUUGGUAUUAUAUUAAAGUAUUUAUAUUCAGCUAUACGAUGUGGAGGUUGUAUGAAUCUUAAUGACUAAUUUGAUGUUAAUUCAGCAUGCAUCUAAUUUUUAACUUUUCGUUGUUUGAGUUUUUCAAGACUAUUCUUGUUUUCUGUUCAGUUCUAAUUGAUUUAUUUAAAAUGUGUUAUUUGAAAGUCAAUCUUGUUCUGGUUGAAACUGUUUUCUAAAAUUAAACAAUAGUUUGCUUAAUAAAUCAAAACAAUGUGUUUUACAAUUGAUGAGCACAGUUCACGUAAUCAACGCAUGUAUCGCUUGAAUUAUAUUUGGAAAUUAAGAGCUUUAUUGGUCAGUUAAGGCAACGUUCAUUUAAUCUUGCAAGAAAAAUGUUCUAUUUAGUUUGUGACAUUCACUACAUAUUUUCAAAUUCUUAAUGUUACGAUCUUUGUCGUACGCUUGUUGAUAAGAUGACCCCGAUGUCAUUUAACAUAGACUCUUAAUCAUUUAUGUAUUUGUAUUUUACUGGCCAAGCCUUAAUCAGAAAAAUCAUUAUAGAAGUAGAUAGUUUACAUUUAUAGGAAAAUAAAUUUAUGACGGUAAAUAAUGAUUCUCUCUGCUUUUAUAAUGAUAUUUCUUAUUGUUAAUUUGCUUAAAUAAGAUUUUAGAAUAAUUUAUUUCUUCCGUAAAAUGGAGACACCGUUUUGAUUCCUUUAUUUCUUCAAAAAAAUGAAGAAGGAAUGACCCAAUCACCUCACAAAUAUUCUUGAUGUGAAAUAAGGAACAAAGUCUAAAUAAUAAAUACCAUUUGAAAAUAAAUGCCGUUUGAUUUUGACCUUGUAUGACAAAGAUAUGGACCGGACACAAACUAUCAUCAGCAGGGAAUUAACGUUAGACGGGGCGAAACUCAGAGGGCACAAUCUUUUGACAAUGACCCCUGCCUUAGAACCGGAUUUUUAUAUUUGUUUAAAUAUUUGCAGAGGGGUAUAACCUCAAGAAUGUAUGUACAAUUUCUCCUCAGAAAUUGUGUAUUUUAUUACUUUUUCCAAUAUUCACGUAAAAAGUAAACUUGGAUGAUUGAAAUUGGCUGAGGGGCGCAGAGGUGAUUAGUAAGGCUUUUUCUAUAGCAAAGCUUGAGCUCGAAGGUAGGGACACGGGUCUUGUGGUCCCUUCUGUCAAAUAACUGAUCAUCGAGGUCAAGGUCACAGAAACCAUCUGAACAUUGUAUGUUUUGCUCUAUGAGCCGUAUUGAUAAAUGUCCGGUCCAUAUCAUUGUCAUACAAUGUUCGAAUAAAAAAAAGUAUUUGGAUGUAUACUCUCUUUUCUGUUUUAUUAACAUCAAGUAUUGUGUUGCUACAUUGUUUAAAUAUGAUGAAUAUCAUGUUGUUUAUAAUAUGUUGUGUUGUACAACCUAUCUGAUAAUGCAUAUCGAGGUGUGUUUGAAAUAGAUACAAAUGUUACGUAUCUUGUACAGUAUCUUAAGGAUUAAGUUUGAAUGUAAAACUUUGUAUUUGUAAAUUGUAUUAUCUCAUCGAUUGUAUUUUGUUUAUAUUUUCGGUUUUUAAACAUGUUAUGUGUUUGCACGUUAAGUACAUUAAAACAGAAUAUGUAUUGUCAGCGUCUGAGACGUCUAUAUAUGUGUGUAUAAUAAAAAGGAAACUUAUA
Messenger RNA from Mya arenaria, 5982 nucleotides. Its product is annotated as mitogen-activated protein kinase kinase kinase 3-like. The coding region runs from base 150 to 1757 and encodes 535 amino acids. Gene Ontology annotation, molecular function: protein kinase activity; ATP binding. Gene Ontology annotation, biological process: protein phosphorylation. The transcript has 10 exons. Lineage: Eukaryota; Metazoa; Mollusca; Bivalvia; Myida; Myidae. The record is from RefSeq and is a predicted model, not a curated record.